GAGGGUUGACUUCGCUACACAAGAGCGCACGUGAAAACACGAUCAUGUUGCAGCGGCGACUGUUUCCCAUAAUUCUCCAACAGUUUUAUCCAGGACAGCAAGAAACCUGUCUGCUAUCAGGGAUCCCCCGCGCGCUGCAACAUGGACACAGAUAUGCUUGGAACAGGAGCAAAGCAACAGCAGCUUUUCCAGAUGUGAGGGAGCGGACUCUCAUAGCUGUAAAGCCAGACGGGGUUCAGCGCCGUCUUGUUGGACAAAUCAUUCAGCGGUUUGAGCAACGGGGCUUCAAACUGGUCGGUCUGAGGAUGUUGCAGGCAUCUGAAGAUCUCCUGUCUGAGCACUAUUGUGAACUGAGGAAAAAGUCUUUCUAUCACAGCCUGGUGCGCUAUAUGACCUCAGGACCUGUUGUUGUCAUGGUAUGGGAAGGUCAUAACGUUGUCCAGACAUCCCGAACAAUGGUGGGACACACCAAUCCAGCUGAGGCCCUGGCAGGCACCGUCAGAGGAGAUUUCAGCCUGCAUGUCAGCAGGAAUGUGGUCCAUGCCAGUGACUCAGUGGAAGGGGCUCAAAGGGAGAUCCAGCUGUGGUUCAAAGCACAAGAGCUCAUGGACUGGGACUGCUGUGACAAAUCUAGCACCAGUGAGAAGUGAAGAUGCUAAUGGGCGAAGAGUUAGUAGCUCUACCUCUUCUACUGCUGCUCAAGGGUCUGUCUCCUCUGACCACACUGAUUGAUGGAGAUAAGCCAUAUUCCGGUUUCCAUCAAAAUAAUUUACCUCAGAAAAUGCACUUAAUAUCAAAAGAUUUUUUCAGGAAAGGCCUGAACUACAAGCAUCUCAUUGAUGUUUCUGAAAUACUCUAUUUGACUAAUGGUUAACAAACUUAGGUUAGAAGUUACUUAAAGGCAGUACCGUCUAACUUAAAGGCAUGCUGUGCAGAAUAUUAAUUUAAA
This is a messenger RNA of Melanotaenia boesemani (Boeseman's rainbowfish), 949 nucleotides long. It is a transcript of the gene nme4, whose product is annotated as NME/NM23 nucleoside diphosphate kinase 4. The transcript has 5 exons. Gene Ontology annotation, molecular function: nucleoside diphosphate kinase activity. Gene Ontology annotation, biological process: GTP biosynthetic process; CTP biosynthetic process; UTP biosynthetic process. NCBI's taxonomy places the organism in Eukaryota, Metazoa, Chordata, Actinopteri, Atheriniformes, Melanotaeniidae. The record is from RefSeq and is a predicted model, not a curated record. The coding region runs from base 45 to 650 and encodes 201 amino acids.